UUAUGUUUUAAGAAUAAAUAUCCUUGGCUGAUUUUGUGUUAUAGGAAGCUAGAGAGAAAUGCUUUGAGAUUGAAGUUAAAGCAUUCAAACAAUUUGAGAAGGAGAAAAAGUAAAUCGUUGAGAGAGAGAAAUCCAAUGUUUAAGAAGAAAUUAAUACAAGAUUUAAAAAGAAAGCUCAAUAGGAGAGAAUUAAGCAUAGUGCUCUUGUUAAUGGAGCUAGAAUGAAACUUAUGAAUGCCAGAAACUAAGCAUUGAUGAAGAUCUAUUCUGAUGUAUAUUGAUAAUCAUAGUUAUAGUCUUAAUAUCAAAUAUAUAGGAUGAUAAGAUAAGAUGAACGAUUUUAUGAGGAGUUACUUAAGAAUUUAAUUGUUUAAGGUUUAAUUAAAUUGUUUGAGCAUGAGGUUGUAGUUAGGUAUUCUUAAUUUUAUAUAAAAGAUGUUUACAUCGAGAUAUAAGACACGUUAAGAAUGUGACCGAUGAUGCUAUAGCUGAAUUUUAAGAUAUUUUAAGAAAAGAAUUGAAUGGUCUUGAAUUUGAAGUCAAAAUAGAGGUAGAUGAAGAUAAAUGUUUGGAUGAAAGAACUCUUAUAGAUAACUCAAUUAAAGGAGUUCAAGAAUAUUCCCUAUAAGAAUCAGCUUCAGAAGUAUUAGAAAUUAUUGAUAAAUUAAGGUUAUUUCUAAAACAGAAAAUGAUAAGAAAUGUUUUGGUGGAAUACUGUUAACCAACAAGGAUGGUCUAAUUGUUUGCAAAAAUACGUUAGAUGUUAGAACAGAAUAAACUUUUUAAGACUCAUUACCAAUAAUUAGAAGUACGGUGUUUGGAAAAUGAU
Molecule: messenger RNA, 829 nt
Organism: Paramecium pentaurelia
Lineage: Eukaryota; Ciliophora; Oligohymenophorea; Peniculida; Parameciidae
Source: the annotation of a GenBank genome assembly